Suricata suricatta (meerkat) is the source of this 3692-nucleotide messenger RNA. It is a transcript of the gene RAB9B, whose product is annotated as RAB9B, member RAS oncogene family. Gene Ontology annotation, cellular component: late endosome; phagocytic vesicle; lysosome. Gene Ontology annotation, molecular function: GTP binding; GTPase activity. The record is from RefSeq and is a predicted model, not a curated record. Lineage: Eukaryota; Metazoa; Chordata; Mammalia; Carnivora; Herpestidae. Gene Ontology annotation, biological process: Rab protein signal transduction; retrograde transport, endosome to Golgi. Bases 294 to 899 code for a protein of 201 amino acids. The transcript has 3 exons.
UGGCGGGCGCGAGCGGCAGCUGUCAGGCUACUGAGGUCCGAGCUGCUCUUGCUGCCCCAGUGAGACGGAGGACGCAGCAGGAGCGGUAACCGUGUCGCUGAGGAGCCGGACUGCCGGCACGCAAAGCUGACCUGCCUGGCACCCGAGGCCCCCUCCCGUCUCUCUCCCAUUGUAUUGGAACCUUGAGAAGAAAGAACAAAACAAGAACAAGGAAAAGAAAACACUAACAUUGUGACAAAGAUCUGACUGGGUUCUCGUGGUUAUAAAACUCCUCCACAACUGGUGCUGCAACAAUGAGUGGGAAAUCCUUGCUCUUAAAGGUUAUUCUCUUGGGUGAUGGUGGAGUUGGGAAAAGCUCACUCAUGAACCGUUAUGUAACCAAUAAAUUUGAUUCCCAGGCUUUUCAUACCAUAGGGGUAGAGUUCUUAAAUCGAGAUCUGGAGGUAGAUGGACGUUUUGUAACUCUCCAGAUCUGGGACACUGCAGGGCAAGAGCGUUUCAAGAGCCUUAGGACACCCUUCUACAGGGGAGCAGACUGCUGCCUCUUGACCUUCAGCGUGGAUGACCGGCAGAGCUUUGAGAACCUUGGUAACUGGCAGAAAGAAUUCAUCUACUAUGCUGAUGUCAAAGACCCUGAGCACUUCCCCUUUGUAGUUCUGGGUAACAAGGUAGACAAAGAGGAUAGGCAAGUGACUACUGAGGAGGCACAAGCCUGGUGCAUGGAGAAUGGGGAUUACCCUUAUCUAGAAACAAGUGCCAAAGAUGAUACUAAUGUGACAGUGGCCUUUGAAGAAGCUGUCAGGCAGGUGUUGGCUGUAGAGGAACAGCUGGAACAUUGCAUGUUAGGUCACACUAUUGACUUGAACAGUGGCUCCAAAGCAGGAUCUUCAUGCUGUUAAAAGUAGGAAGCCUUUUAGAAUCGUACCCCCAAAUUGUUCAGUCAAUAGUGUCAGAAUAACUGUGCCCUUCUAAGAGUGCACACACACGCAAAAGGAUAAGAGAGAAGAUUAUGGUUGUGUGUCAGAGCCUUUCAAAUUGAGGUUGUAGAGUGAUUAAAAAAAAAAAGCUUUGUCAAGCCAAGUGUAUUUUGCGUGAUUUCUGCUGUUUCCUUCUUGUGUGUAUCAGGACAUUUCAGAAAGCAUUAGUCCUGAGAGAUUUAAAUAUUUUUCAAAUUACAGUUUCAACUUAGAACCCAGCAGCAUGAAGGAGUUAACAAGCUACAGCUAUCCCUUAAAGUGUUCCAUUAGUCAACUAACAAAUGUCACCCUGGACUCUUGGCAAGCAGUUUCUGACAUUUCUGCCAAAGGAGAAAAAAAGACUCUGAGCUGUAUCAUAAUAAAAACUAAUAAUGCAAACAAGGAUGUCCCAAGCUUCAACUAAAAAUAGGUUUUGAUAAAUUAGGAAUCUAAGAGUAUAAUGAUGUACACUACCUUGUUUAAGUUCUUAUAUGUGGUUUCUUCCCAUGUGAGCUUUUCAAAGAAUAUCUCAGUAAGAGAUACAAUGAUGGCACUGGAACUUGAUUAUACUCUUUGUGUUUGAAGUAAUAGGGUACUAGUGAAUAGAUUAUGCUUAAAUAUGCCAACCACCCUUGCAAAUAAAUGGUUGGUCUGUUUUUACUUCAUAAGUCUCCUUUUGCUGCAUAGGGAUGUUGCUUCUCUGACAACAUCUUAUCAAUUUAGCAAUGCUGCUUAGUGUAUGGCUUUGGAUGAAGUACUCUCUGCUCAUAAUAAGUGAUGGUCCUUUGGUCCACCAUGCUCUGUUCUCAGAGAAACCUUCAGAAAAGAUGGGGGGUAAUGGCCUUUUUUCACAAGGUUCCUUAACUCGAAUACUUAUUGUAGAAGGAACUAAUAUCUUGUAUGUUGCCCUGUAUGUUCAGCUGACCAAACAAGGACACUAAAAGUAACAAGAAAGCCGAGUUUAACCCAGUGGUGGAACGAAUUUCUCAUAGAGUUGUCCCACAGUGGAAUGGACUGCCUUAAUAGUGAACUCCCUUCCAAUGAAAAUAUUCAAGAAGAUACUAGAUUGGCCCUGUUAAAAUACCAUAAAAAGAUUUUCUGUACUGGCUAGAUGUUUGGUUUAAGGUCCCCUCCAGCUCCAAGUUCUAUGAAUCUGCAAGCUACAAACUAUGUUUCAGUGCCAUGUUAUCAUUACAUGUAUCUGAAGACAACAGCUAAGACUUUGGAGAGGGACAUUUAAAAUUCUCAAACUAUUCUGGGAUCACCAUUUAACAGCAACUACACAGCUCUAUCCUUUGUACAAUAGCAGGAUAAAUUCUUGAUCUCUGAGUAGACAUUAUGUGCCCUGAUAUAAAUAUCCUAAAAAUACUAUAUUAAAAGACAAAAAUGGUUUGUCAAAUUUUGAUUACCAUGACUGCUAUCUAUAUACUGUAUUAUAGAUAUACAGUCAAGUUCAUGUUGUCCUGCAGUCUAGGAUGUUCCGCAAAGUUUUCAAUCUGUACUUUUAAAAGAUCUAUGAUAAAAAUAGUGACUCAAGGUAGUGCGGGACAGUUAGAAAUGACCCCCCAAAAGACACAUAGUCUGGUGAGGAAGCAGAAGCUUUUACAAGAAUACAGUCUAGAACUCUCCAUUGACACCACAUAUGGAAUCAGCCUUACACACAGGACCUUAUGUGCUUGGACAUUUGGGCUACAUAGACAAGUGUAAGAUGGUAUUUCAACCCAGUCAUAUUCAAUAUUUCCAAUUUAAAUAUAGUCAUGACCCCUUUGUCCAAGUAAUUUUGAUAUCAGAAGUCCAAGCCAGAACUGGAACCCCACAGCUCUUAAGUAAUGGUCCCUAUCCUGCCUAUGCCUAUAGCCAGCCACACUGGUUUCCAAGUUCUAUGAUUGUUUUGCUACAAUCAUGUUAGGGUGAAAAUCUGUACAUCAGAACUGUUAAAUGCUUGUUGUUUUUAAGUGCAUGAGACCUGGGGCCUUCUCCUUCUAUUUGCACUCUGCUUAUAAUAGUUUUAUUUGUAGAUCUCAGGCUUAUGUAAAGAACUCCAUCCACUCACAAAAGUAUUUGUCACUAUUAGAAUGGCAUGUAGUCAUUUAAGUAAAAAAAUUAUGUGAGUAGCCUAUUCAUUGACCUCCUGUCUAACCAAGGCAAGUGUUAAUUUUAUUGACAGGUCAAAUGAAGCCCCUUUCCUCUUAGCCAUAUCAAUUUUCUUCUGCCAAGUCACUACACAAUAUAUUAAUAAAAGCAGUUAACACUAAGUGGCAUUUUCGGUGCGUUAACACUCAGUGGGGUGCUGACAUACAGUUUGGGUAAGAUUAUAAAACACCAAAGGCUGAAAUCUGUGAGUACCAGGAACUGUGCAUAUAGGCUAGAAUGUGCAGUGCAAUAUUUUCAGAACUUUUUUUUAAUGAACGCUGGAUUUUUUAAAUAUUUCUAAUUGGAACUAUGCUGUUUUCAAUAGUCCAUUAAAACAUCAUACAGAAAAUUUUUUAGUUUAUUGUCAUGUAUUAGGCUAUCAUUCAGGGGGCCUCAGAUUCCAUAUAUCUUCAAGUGGAUUGAUGAAUUUCAGGUUAAUUUGUGCCUGCCUCAGCUAUCUCUAUUUUACCUUGAGGUAUUCUAUGAUCCUCUCCUUGCAGGUGCUGCUAAAUACUCAAAAUUGUGAAUCAGACAUUUUGUUUCAACUGUAAAAAAAGAAAUCUGUGUUAAAGUGAAUAAAAAGUGCAUUUUGAAUAACCAGUA